Fimicolochytrium jonesii is the source of this 1501-nucleotide messenger RNA. RefSeq lists its product as uncharacterized. NCBI's taxonomy places the organism in Eukaryota, Fungi, Chytridiomycota, Chytridiomycetes, Spizellomycetales, Powellomycetaceae. Bases 394 to 1269 code for a protein of 291 amino acids. The record is from RefSeq and is a predicted model, not a curated record. The transcript has 7 exons.
UCUCAACGGUGCUAGUAAGCUUGCAAUGAGCACUACUACGUACACACUGAAGGCGGGAUAUUCACAGAAUAUAGAUCUGCGUUUCUAAUUCCCCCGACCGUACUCGGAUUCUGCACACACGCCCUUUGGGAAACUAGAUUUGGCUUUGUUCGCCUUAACCGCUGCUGAUGCUUCUGGACGCGCGCCAGUCCCAAGCACGAUCGAGAUGAACCGAGUUUCUUUACGUUUCCCAGCUUGCUGGGAUGCUUCCCAUUUCUACACGAAGCGGGAUUUGAGGUGAUGUUUGUAGUUCGUCCCCCGUCCAUUCACCCAUUUCUCCCCCUCCAUUCGGGAGAUACCGAAGCAACGUAAAGGACGAGCGAAGACCGAAGGCAAAGCAGAACGACAAGAGCCAUGUCAGCGCAAAGGUGCAAGUGGACGGAAAGCGAGCCAGAGGCUUGCGCCAUCGUGUGGGACGACUAUCCCAACUACAUCGGAGUGCAUACGGUGGCUUUCGUCUGCAUCGUUGCCACGAUAAUCGGCUCGACCUUCGUCCUUGUCCGGGCUUAUAGAGAGAAGACCUACACAUCGUUCGCCGACCGAUUGCCUCUCUAUCGGUGCCUCGCCGAUCUUAUCUUUGCAACAGUCCAUACACUGGACCACGUCGUGGUGGUCAGCGCACAGAGGUAUCCGGCCGAGCGGGUCGGAGCAGUUCUGGCAACCUUGAUCUUCUGCUUCAUCGCAUAUCAAAUGCUCGUCACGACCGUACUCUCGUUUCAAUCCUUCCUAAAAGUCGUCGUCGGGAGGGAGUUCCCCCUGGGAGCAUACGAAUACCGUCUUCACCUCAUGGCAAUAAUGCCGGGGCUUUUGAUCUUUGGGACCGCAAACAUACUUAACGGCACUGGCCCGUUUCUGUACUUCCAAGGUCCCAACCUACAGGUUGGCACUGCGGGUCGCAUUUACGGCUGGUUUGCGGUUGCAUUCUUUAUAUCCGUCAUAUGCAUUGUUCUGGCGACAUCCACGCUGACUGUGCGACACGUCAACAAGGUCCGAAAUGGGAUGGGGCAGAAGAAGAGCGCUGCACAGAUGGCCGCGAGCGCAGGGACGGAACGCGCCGUGCGAAGAUUGCAGAGCUUCGUGAUCGCCGCUUGCUUGCAAUGGUUUCCGUGCUCGGUGCUGCUCACCGCCAUCAUGGCGGAUGGCAUCGCCCCGUACGGGUUCAGAAUGUUCCUGAUCUAUAUCGGAGUCGCUGGGGCCAAUCUCGGAGGUGUAUGGAACAGCGCCGCGUAAGUUGAUCCCGCCCUUUCAGAUGUGCAAUCUUUGAGCGUUGCAAUUAUCGAGCAUGCGACAUGGUAACGCUUUAGCAAUUUGGGUAGGUAUCUUUACAACGAGUAUAUUUACCGAACCACGCGAGCGGAGGUGCACAAGGCGCUCACCGAAGGGUCCUCGAAGUCGUCAAGCGGUGCACACAGUCAGCAGAGUCAAGCGCCCAUCGUGGGAAGUAUGCAUAGGAAGACUCCCG